AUGACUUCUGAUCUCACUCCUCCUAACGGCGGGGGCUUAUCCCUCUAUGCCAACCUCCUCAACCCCUCCGCCAACACUUCCACCCCCGGAACGAUCUCUCGCGCACCGGUCGUCUUCAAACAGGCCUCGGAAGGCGAUGCGCAGACAGAUGAAACAGCUGCUAAGAAGCAGCAACUGGGUGCUGCUUCUCUUCGGUUCCAGCCCACGAAAAGACCACAGCUAGCGGCUCAGAAGCCAAAGCCAAAACCCGCACUACCCAAGGCGACUCCGGCCUCUGCGACUGCACCGGUGGCUGCACCCAAGACCACACUUGCGGACUGGGCAGCCACAGAGGAAGAUGAUAUCAAUGGGUUCUAUGCUGGCGAGAAGAGACAGCGCGGUGGACGCAAGAAGCGCAAGAAGAACCGCGAAGCGCAGGCGAUGGUGCAGAACUGGGAUGAUAUCUACGACCCAUCACGGCCCAACAUCUACGAAGAAUACAAGCACAGCGACGAGCAGAUUGCCGAGAUUCGCGAGUGGAAAGAUCGAUUAUAUGCGCACCGGAUGGUACGAUCGCCGAGCAGAGAUUCUUACAGCGAUGAGGAUACAAGACCGAUGAAUAGACAAUUUGCUCCGCCGCGCAGCUUUGCGCCCCCUCCAAAUCUAAAUAAUAUGCCCCCUGCGCCCCCUGCUGAGGCCACGGAAGAUACAUUUGAUCAGUCGCCGCCACCGCCGCCGCCUGGAGAACCACCCGUUCCUGUUCCAGAUGAUCCUACUGGUGAGGAUGCUUACCUGAAGCGGCUGCAGAUGUCUGCUGGAAAUCAAGCUACACCGCAACCAGCACCCCCUCCUCUUCCUCGACCUCUUGAUACCUUACAGCCAGCAUCUGCCACUAUCUCCCGCGCACCAGUCCGAUACACAUUGCCACCUCCUCCAGAGGAUAUUCCAGCUACAGAAGCGGAGCUUGAAGAAGUCUUUGCUAAAGAGCAGCCUGCGGGGGAUGAACCAGAAGGAGAUGACCAGCGUUCACUUCGUCCGGGACAGAAAGGGUUUGCCGAAAGACUGCUCGCCAAGUAUGGUUGGACAAAAGGAUCGGGAUUGGGUGCCACCGGGUCUGGCAUUGUCAAACCAUUGCAGGUCAAAGUCGAGAAGCAAAAGAAGCGGCCAGACUCAGAAGGGGGUGGAUUUGUCACUCCUGCUGGCAGGGGUAAGAUUAUUGGUGGUACGAGGAAAACGGAGGAGGAAGAGGGCAAGUUUGGCCGGAUGAGCGAGGUCAUUGUUCUUAAAGGCAUGCUUGAUGGGAUGGAUCUGGAUGCUGAGCUCGAAGGAGACCAAGACGGUGGGCUGAUGCAAGAGAUUGGAGAGGAAUGCUCGGAGAAGUAUGGCCGCGUGGAACGUGUCUUCAUUUCGCGUGAUUCGGGCCAUCCAGUGCCGGUCUUUGUUAAAUUUACCAACCAGCUAUCCGCUCUACGAGCGGUAAACGCGCUCGAAGGUCGGGUCUUCAACGGCAACACCAUAACAGUCCGCUUCUAUGACACGCAGAAGUUUGAGCAGGGGGUAUACGACGAUUGA
Messenger RNA from Aspergillus clavatus NRRL 1, 1551 nucleotides. Its product is annotated as putative G-patch DNA repair protein (Drt111). The record is from RefSeq and is a predicted model, not a curated record. Lineage: Eukaryota; Fungi; Ascomycota; Eurotiomycetes; Eurotiales; Aspergillaceae. Gene Ontology annotation, molecular function: RNA binding. Gene Ontology annotation, biological process: mRNA cis splicing, via spliceosome. Bases 1 to 1551 code for a protein of 516 amino acids. The transcript is spliced from 5 exons. Gene Ontology annotation, cellular component: precatalytic spliceosome.